AUGGACAUGAGCCUCGAGCACUCGAGCUCUGCCUCCUCCUCGUCCACGACCGAGCGCGGCGGGACGGCGUGGCCGUGGCCGCCGAAGCGCCCCGCGGGCCGCACCAAGUUCCGGGAGACGCGGCACCCCGUGUUCCGCGGCGUGCGGCGCCGUGGGAACGGCGGCCGGUGGGUCUGCGAGGUGCGCGUCCCCGGGGACCGCGGCACACGCCUCUGGCUCGGGACGUACUUCACCGCCGAGGCCGCUGCGCGCGCGCACGACGUCGCCAUGCUCAUGCUGCGCGGCCGUUCCGCCGCGUGCCUCAACUUCCGGGACUCCGCGUGGCUGCUUUCGGUGCCGCCCGCCUUCUCCAACCUCUCUGAUGUCCGGCGCGCGGCCGUCCAGGCCGUCGCAGACUUGCUGCGCCGCCCGGAGGCCACCAGUGCCGCUGCGGCGGUCGAGGAAGUCGCCUCCAGCGUGGCCGUCCCGUCGUCGUCGGCGUGCAGUGUCCCCUCGUCCGAGACGGCGCAAACCUCCGGUGAUGCCACUUUUGAGGCGCCAGCCACAUUACAUAUGGACAUGUUCGAGCUCGACUGCUUGUUUGGGGAGACGGACUCGGACACGUACUACUACGCGAACCUUGCGCAGGGCCUGCUCAUGGAGCCACCGCCUACCAUGGCCACCGGGGCGUACUGGGACAAUGGAGACUGCGCAGACGGCGGAGCCGGAGCUGAUGUCGCGCUCUGGAGUUACUAGGACGUUUGUAGCUAGAACCAAGUGGUAGCCUGGUAGGAUAGAUGCAAUGCAUAGCCUUAAUUUUAUAUUUAGACUAAUUAAACUAACACAGUAGCCCUCUUAGAGAUGGAUAUAUUCAUAAAAUUGUAACAUUGAGAUUUAUUUUUUCAUAAACAUAUGCCUGUUAUGAGAAAUUGUUGAUCAUAUGUUA
Messenger RNA from Aegilops tauschii subsp. strangulata, 925 nucleotides. RefSeq names its product dehydration-responsive element-binding protein 1H-like. NCBI's taxonomy places the organism in Eukaryota, Viridiplantae, Streptophyta, Magnoliopsida, Poales, Poaceae. Gene Ontology annotation, biological process: regulation of DNA-templated transcription. The record is from RefSeq and is a predicted model, not a curated record. Gene Ontology annotation, molecular function: DNA-binding transcription factor activity; DNA binding.